Molecule: messenger RNA, 2610 nt
Organism: Leptopilina heterotoma
Lineage: Eukaryota; Metazoa; Arthropoda; Insecta; Hymenoptera; Figitidae
Exons: 7
Coding region: 356-1477 (373 amino acids)
Source: RefSeq, a predicted model, not a curated record
GAAUAAAAGUAAAUAAAAUAAUGAUUUGAUUAGAGGUGUAUAAAUUUAAUUUACGAUUUAUCGAAUAAAUUUAGAAUCAUCACUGACAUGAUUAAUUCCCUGCACGAAUCGAGUUCAAAUGAGAACAGUUUUGUAAUAAAUUAAAAGUGAAACAACGACUUUCUCCACAACAGUUGCAGUUAAAAAUUUAUCGCAGUUAUCACUGUAGAUAAAGCUUCUUGUGUCGGUGUAUACUACUCAGACUUUAUAUUUGUUGUGUCAUAAAAUAUAUUGUCAGUAUAGCACGAUUAUUAUUUUGCGUAGUUUACACACAGUUCAUCAAGAAAAAUAAAACACUAAAUGUAAAUAAUUAAUAAUGGCAAAUCGACAAGGUGCAGGAAAACCGGCAGCAAUUAUUUUAGGAGGUUGCGGAUUUAUUGGACGAAAUCUUGUUGAAUAUUUGCUUGAUAAUGAAUUGGUCUCGUUUUUGAGGGUUGUCGAUAAAGUACCGCCUCAAACUGCAUGGCUCAAUGGAAAACAUAAAAAAUUAUUUGAACAUCCUUUACUCGAAUUUAGAAGCGCAAAUCUCAUUAAUCCAGUGUCCUGUCAAAAUGCUCUCGCUGCGGAUAUUCACAUUGAUUAUGUGUUCAAUUGUGCCGGAGAGACGAAAAGUGGACAAACUGAUCCUAUUUAUAGAGAAGGAAUUUACAAAUUGAGUAUGAAUUGUGCUCAACAAGCUGCAAAUAUCGGUGUUGAUCGUUUUAUUGAAAUUUCGUCUGGGAAUUUAAAUUCUUCCGAAAAAAUCUCACACAAGGAAGAUGAUGCCACAGAUCCAUGGACUUUUACUGCAAAAUAUAAAUUGCAAGUUGAAACAGAAAUUAAAAAUAUUCCAAACUUGAAAUACGUUGUUCUUAGGCCUCCUAUUGUCUACGGACCUGGGGAUAGAAACAGUUUAGCUCCUCGGCUAAUUAUCGGAGCAGUUUACAAGCAUUUGGGAGAAAUGAUGAAAUUGCUCUGGGGAGCAGACCUUCAUAUGAACACGGUUCAUGUAAAAGAUGUGGCUCGUGCCAUUUGGCAUGUUGCUGAUAAGACUGAGGCUAUUGGUCAAGUUUACAAUCUUGUCGAUGAAGGGAAUUCCACACAAGGAACAAUUAGUGCCAUUAUUUCGGAAAUUUUUAAUAUAAAUCAUGAUUACUGGGGAGUUGCUUUGUCCACCUUGGCGAAAUCUGACAUGAAUUCGGUUGUAGAGGAAAUAAAUGACAAACACAUGGCACCUUGGGCUGAAAUAUGUAAAGCAGAUGGUAUUGAAAAUAGUCCCCUGUCACCUUAUAUUGACCAGGAACUUCUUUACAAUAAGCAUUUGUACUUGAGUCCUGGAAAACUUUCAGCAGACACUGGAUUCAAAUAUCUUUAUCCCAAGCUGACCAAGGACACUCUGAAGGAAGUACUUGACGAUUUUAUUGCUAUGAAUAUUUUUCCUCACUCCAUUGUCUUAUAAUAUGGUGGAACAAGUACGAGUCAUCAUGAAUUUUGGCGUCCAGAAAUGCAGUAAAGCAUUUUUCACGUUGUGCCUGCGAAAAUUUGCAUAAUAACAAAACAAAAAAGAAAAAAAAAGAAUAAAAACUUAGAGAAGGUACGACGUUUCCCUCUGUGGACAGUCAGAAAAUAUAUUUAACGUUUGGCCUAUUAGAAACGUUUGUGAUAAAAUAGUAAAUUAUGUACUUAAUUUAAAUGUAAUAUAAUAUAUGCUCAGGAACCCUUGACUCGUUAUAAAAAAAGGCACUAGUCAGUCCCAAAGUUUUAGGGAUAUACGAAUUUUACAAGGCACUAAGUUUUUCGACAGUCUCUAAAAAAAUUGAUAAUGAAUAUUUAUAUAUUUGAAUAUUCAUUAUUAAUUCUUUCAUUAAUUUCGAAUAUAUAUGAAAUAUUGAGAUAAUUCGAACAAAAACAAAUUUCAAAAAUAUUUUAGAAGAAAAAACGUAGAGUAAUGAUCGUUUUGAAACUUUUAUUUGAAUUAUUUUUUGUGAUAAGAGAUUGUCGAAUUUUUUUAUAACGAAAGCUUUAUUAAGACGAAGUAAAAUGCUUCCAGUGACUAGUUAUUAAUUAUUAUAAAUACAAAAAAAAUUUAUACACGUAGUCUCAGCAAUAAUUAAUAAUUAUACUCUUUGAUAUGAUAUUUUUCAAUUUCAAAGUGCGGAAAAUCUUUUAAAAAUGAAAAAAUGAGAUUUCUAUCCAAGCUAUAAAAUAAGCUUCCUUUCUUAAAAAUGAUAUUAUGUAUACAUUCCAGAGUGAAUGAAAACAAAAGAUAAAAAAAAGUAAGAUUUAAGAACCAAAUUCUCAAAAAAACAAAAUGUUAUCAAAAAUUUGAACUACAGUUGAAGUUCAAUUUUGUUUAAUAUUUAAGUAGCUCGAAUAGCUUUAGGUAUGUGAUAUAUAUGCAAAUUUAUUAAAUGCAUUUAUACAAAUGUUUUAUAUAUAAAUAGAAAAAACCAAUGAAAGGCUAUGUAGGAUAACUUUUAUCUAUUUACAUUGUUAUUUUUCGACAUUUAUAGUAAUUGUCGAAAUAAAUUUACUCUAGAGCUUGUACGAUUAAUUUCUAAAUAAAAGUUACCUGAGUACACAAGUUAAAAA